UACAAAGAGGAAGCUUGGUACAGAUCAGCACUUCAUCAGGCUCCGCCCAUUUGCGUCAACCAAGUUUAAGUCAGGGCGGAAGAUGGCGGCGGCGGCGGCUGGGACAGGUCCAGGGGUCCCAGAUGGGGAACCGGAGGGGUCAAACCGCGAUCACAGUACUUUUGAAUGCAACAUCUGCCUGGAGCCUGCCAGAGAAGCUGUCAUCGGCCUGUGCGGCCACCUGUACUGCUGGCCUUGUCUUCACCAGUGGUUAGAAACUCGGCCGGAGCGUCAGGAAUGUCCUGUGUGCAAGGCAGGCAUCAGCCGGGACAAAGUCAUUCCUCUCUAUGGGCGUGGAAGCUCCGCUCAGCAGGAUCCCAGAUUGAAAACUCCUCCCCGACCCCGAGGGCAGCGCCCGGAGCCCGAAUCGCGAGGGCAGGGCAUCGGCAGUUUCCCUGAAGCAGCCACGGGCUUCCACAUGGCAUUCGGCAUUGGUGCAUUCCCUUUUGGCUUUUUUGCUACGGGCUACAGUGCUCCAGGAGAAAGAGCAGAUACAGAUGUGGCCAGACCGUCCAGCUGGCAGGAUUCGUUAUUUCUUUUCAUUGCCAUCUUCUUUUUCUUCUGGUUACUCAGUAUAUAACCGGCUGGACCCUGCUGAGCUUAACCUGUACUAAAAAAAAAUCUAAAGAACAGAACGAAAGGACUUUGAUAUUGGGGGGAUGAUGGGGGUGGGUGGGGAGAGAGAGAGGGAGAGAGAGAGAGACCGGGUUUUGGGUGGGUGGCUUUGAACGCAUAGGAGAGACAGCAAGGAGUUAAUACUAUAUGGUGGAGUGAAAUUCUCUCUUUUUUCAUCCCCUCACUCCCCCCAUCCUGAGAAUUAAAACCAUAAUAGGGCCGCUUGCUUCUUCAAGUGGUUUGCAAAAUGGUUAUCUAUAUACAACCCCAACCUAAUUAUGGAUUGAAUGGGGGGGGAGUAACUAUGCUAGAAUGAUCCCUUUCUAUUCUUCAAAGAAAGAUCUCAAAUGUGAGGGCAAUCUCGAAUUACGGCGAAGGUUGGAGACGGCCGAAGCAAGCCCACGCGGACUACUCGUUCUUUCCAAGUUACAUAAAAGCAGGAGGACGAAGGAAGUCUGGCCUUGUGCAUCUUCCUCCCCCCCGCCUGUUCUGGUUGCAAUAACAUUUGCCUAUCCAUUGGCAAUCAAUUUAAUCUUAUUGAGCCAAAGCGACUAGACCUGCCUCUACGUAAAAGUGCACGAAUCAGGGAAAGGGGUUUUGGAGGGCAAGCCAAGGUGGACAUGACAGAUUCUGUCUCUGAUAGAGAUGUGGUGAUGGGGAGUCUCCCUCUUUCAGCCCGCUGCCACAGGAAGUGAUUGUGGGAAGGGCUGUGAAGAUGUUUGAAAGUGAGAGGCAGGGAAGGAGAAGACCUGGUGCUUCAGGAUCCCACAGGAAGUGGCUGCCUAAUUUUUUUAACGAGAUCAGGUGACCUCCCACGAAGAGCUUCUCUUGGCUACUUUUUUGAUAGGGCAAACCGCCCGAGUUUUGAUAAUGCAUCUGCUAUGGUGGGUAUUUUUCUCUCCCCCCUUUCCCCUCCUCUCUCUUUUUGAGGGAGGUUAUUUAAUGUUGGAGUAACCCAACCCUUUGAGAUGGGGGAAUGCUUGCUGUUGGUUGUUAAUGCUUCAUCCACCCAUCUCUGACUCUUCCAACAAUGUCAGGGAAACCUUUCAGGUUGGUGAGGGGACGGUCGAUCACCGGACAUUGUAGUCUUGACUAACAGUAUUUUGUGGUCCAAAAGUUCCUUGGAUAAUGAUUUCAUUUGGGAUGACGGAGAAGGGAUGCAAUGUCGAUUAACCCAUGCUUUAAUUAAAUUCACUCAUGAUUCCUA
Molecule: messenger RNA, 1861 nt
Organism: Pantherophis guttatus
Lineage: Eukaryota; Metazoa; Chordata; Lepidosauria; Squamata; Colubridae
Gene: RNF5
Product: ring finger protein 5
Biological process (GO): ubiquitin-dependent protein catabolic process
Cellular component (GO): endoplasmic reticulum
Molecular function (GO): ubiquitin protein ligase activity
Source: RefSeq, a predicted model, not a curated record